Molecule: messenger RNA, 333 nt
Organism: Cylicostephanus goldi
Lineage: Eukaryota; Metazoa; Nematoda; Chromadorea; Rhabditida; Strongylidae
Source: the annotation of a GenBank genome assembly
AUGGCUGGAGAGUUCUUGAGCCACAUUACAAGGUUGAAUUUGAGAUUGGAGCGUUAUGAUGCGGCUGCAAAAGCUAUCCAAGAGGAGAUUGAGAAAUAUAUUGAAGUCAAGUGCGCUGAAUUUGAAUUCAAUGAUGAAGCGAGAGCGUGUCGUCAGCUAAUUGGUGGUUGGGAAGGCGGGGAUGAUGAGCAGUUCCAGAAUGUCCUGAAAGAUGGAGUGUUACGAAGUAUGGAUAACGAGUAUCUCCGAUUAAUGAAGAAGCUGCGUGCGCCAGGAGGAGGAAGCUCUACAGUCGGUGAAGAAGGGGAAGGGGAAGAGGAGGACUUGAAGUAA